UUUUAAGAAAAUAAAUUGCUUUAACAAAUAUAAGUUAUGGAUGACAUCGAAGAUGACAUUGACCAAGAUCAAGACUUAUCAACAAUUAGUUCUGAUGGAAAAAAAAAACGUUUGUUUACAAAAGAAAUACGAUGCAUGUUAUAUGGUUUUGGUGAUGAUCAGAGCUCUUACACAGAAACUGUUGAUUUAAUGGAAGAUUUAUUAGUACAGUAUAUUACAGACAUGACUAUGCAAGCAAUGAAUGUUGGAAAAAAAGGAAGAGUUCAUGUAGAAGAUAUUGUUUACUUAAUAAGAAAAGAUCCAAAAAAGUAUGCUCGUGUUAAAGAGUUGUUAACCAUGAACGAAGAGUUAAAGAAAGCUAGAAAAGCAUUUGAUGCUGAAAGUUAUGGAGAAUAGUGUAUUAUUUAUAUAUUUAAUGUAUUUAUAUCUGGCAUUCAAUAAAUUUUUUUGUUAUAAAUUCUGAUUUAAAAAGAAUUUUAGGCAAAGUAGUUUUAUGUCUUUUUUAAACUUUUUUAAUGCUUGACAUUUACUCAAGGGCAGAUCAGGUCAGUGGUAUCAGUCUGGCUGCCUAAAAUUUUAUCAAAGCACACAUGAGUUCAGCUUAAUCAUUUUUUAUUAGCAUAAUUAAUAGUUUUA
Hydra vulgaris (swiftwater hydra) is the source of this 636-nucleotide messenger RNA. Its product is annotated as transcription initiation factor TFIID subunit 13. Gene Ontology annotation, cellular component: transcription factor TFIID complex. NCBI's taxonomy places the organism in Eukaryota, Metazoa, Cnidaria, Hydrozoa, Anthoathecata, Hydridae. Gene Ontology annotation, biological process: transcription by RNA polymerase II. Gene Ontology annotation, molecular function: protein heterodimerization activity. The record is from RefSeq and is a predicted model, not a curated record.